Phacochoerus africanus (Common warthog) is the source of this 930-nucleotide messenger RNA. Its product is annotated as putative olfactory receptor 5AK3. Gene Ontology annotation, cellular component: membrane. The transcript has a single exon. NCBI's taxonomy places the organism in Eukaryota, Metazoa, Chordata, Mammalia, Artiodactyla, Suidae. Gene Ontology annotation, biological process: sensory perception of smell; G protein-coupled receptor signaling pathway. The record is from RefSeq and is a predicted model, not a curated record. The coding region runs from base 1 to 930 and encodes 309 amino acids. Gene Ontology annotation, molecular function: G protein-coupled receptor activity; odorant binding; olfactory receptor activity.
AUGGAACAAAACAAUGGCACCAAAGUGACGGAAUUCAUUCUCCUGGGAUUUGCUGGUCAACACAAGUCUUGGCUUGUCCUCUUCAUAGUGUUCCUGGUGAUCUAUGUGGUCACCCUGGUGGGUAACAUUGGCAUGAUCCUGCUCAUCAAGAUUGAAGCUUCCCUUCACACCCCCAUGUACUUUUUCCUCCAAAACUUGGCUUUUGUUGAUCUCUGCUAUGCUACUGCUAUCACUCCCAAGAUGUUGCAAAACUUUGUGGGGACAGAACACUCUAUCUCAUUCAUAGGCUGCAUGGUGCAAUUAUUUGUCUAUGGUACUUUUGUAACAAGUGACGGUUAUAUCUUGGCUGCUAUGGCGGUGGACCGCUAUGUGGCCAUCUGUAACCCACUCCGCUAUCCAACAGUCAUGUCCCAGAGAGUCUGCAUUCAACUCUUAAUUGGUUCAUACUUUAUGGGCUUCCUAAAUGCUUCUGUAAACACAAGUUUUACUUUCCAACUGAACUUUUGCAAAUCCAAUAAAAUUAACCACUUUUUCUGUGAUGCACCCCCAAUUCUCGCCCUCUCGUGCUCCAGUAUUUACUUCAACAUCAUGUUUCUAGCAGCCUUUGUGGGGUUUAACUUGACAUUCACUGUGUCAAUCAUCAUCUUUUCCUACAUAUUUAUCCUGGCUGCCAUCCUGAAGAUCUCUUCUGCUGCAGGGAGGAAAAAAGCCUUCUCCACGUGUGCCUCCCACCUGACAGCAGUCACCCUUUUCUAUGGGACUCUGUCUUACAUGUAUCUGCACCACCGCACCCUAGAGUCUCAAGAGCAAGAAAAACUGGCUUCCGUGUUUUAUGGGAUUGUGAUCCCCAUGUUCAACCCCCUCAUCUACAGCCUGAGAAACCAAGAUGUGAGAGAAGCCCUUAAGGGGAUAGGAAAAAAAAUGCUUUAA